Vanrija pseudolonga is the source of this 2553-nucleotide messenger RNA. It is a transcript of the gene are2, whose product is annotated as putative sterol O-acyltransferase 2. The record is from RefSeq and is a predicted model, not a curated record. Gene Ontology annotation, biological process: ergosterol metabolic process. Gene Ontology annotation, cellular component: endoplasmic reticulum membrane. Gene Ontology annotation, molecular function: ergosterol O-acyltransferase activity. The transcript is spliced from 5 exons. Lineage: Eukaryota; Fungi; Basidiomycota; Tremellomycetes; Trichosporonales; Trichosporonaceae. Bases 515 to 2296 code for a protein of 593 amino acids.
AGUGAUUACGCCGCCCACGACGACGACGACGACGUCGACGUCGACCCCCGCCGGGCCUCACUCUCAUUCUCGGCUUCGCUCGGCAGCCCGCUUCACGACCGGCGGACGGGGCAGUGCGCGCCGCCCGUGUCGUUGCAAUCCCCUGUAGUUUCCACUACUACUGCAAGACAACCCACGACGUCUACGCAAUCCUACAUAACCCCCCCUCCUUCCUCCAUCAGCAUCUUGCUUCGACUUCUCCUACAACAACAUCUUCACAUUCCUUCCGACCCUCUCACAACGCCCGACCCGCAGCCACCAACGCCCAGCGCGGAACGACCUCCCUUCCUCCCCAUUGUUAUCCCCAGCAGCCACACGCCCAUUUCGUCUAGUCGCAUCCAACGCCCUCCCUCGCCCUCCCCCCAAAUAUAUCGCCCUCGCGACCAUCAUCGCCCCCUUCCCUCCCUCUCUCACACACGCGUCGCCAUCACCACGCCCUUGGUCUCCUCCCUCCCACUAACCACCAACAACAACCAUGGCACUCACCGCGACACAGCGGUCACCUUCGCACGACCACGGCAUCGGCGACGAGCCGAUCGAUACGGCCGUAAUCACUACCCCGAACGGCAGCAUUCAUAUCAAGCCCUUUGUCGCGGCCGGAAAACCAGAGUUCCGCGCCGUCCUCACCUUUGCACCAAGGCACUCGUCCUUUGACCGCGAAAACGUCAAGAGCCAGCGCGACGAAUUCCGCGGCUUCUUCACAUUGUUCUGGAUUGGCCUCGCCCUCGUCUUCAUCCGAACGGCACUACAGUCGUGGGAGGAGAACCGCACGCUCCUCUCGCCCACAUUUGGCCGGUUAAUCACGCGCGAUGCCUUCGUUCUGGCCUUCGCCGACGGCAUCAUGGUCACGUCCAUGUUGCUCUGCGUCCCCUUUGUUCAGUGCCUCCAGCGUGGCUACUUCCGCUACACCUGGACCGGCCUGAUCAUCCAGCACACCUUCCAGGCCAUCUUCCUCGCCGUUGCUAUUGCCUGGGGCUAUGCCAGGGACUGGUACUGGGUGCAGGCUGGUUUCCUCGUCCUGCACGCAAUGUCCUCGCUCAUGAAGAUGCACUCGUACAUGUCGCACAACGGCAUGCUCUCGGAGGUCUAUUUCCGACUCAAGUCGGAGAAGGAGGCGCUCGAGCACUACCUUGGCACCCUGCCCGGCGGCCGGGAGGCCGUGCUCGCCGAAGCGAGGGAGCACCAGGAGAAGCUCGAGGAGAUUGAGGCUCUCGCCCCGGAGAUCAGCGUGCCCGUUACCCCGGAGCGCAGCACGACACCUCAGAGCGAGAGCGAAUCGCUGCAGAAGGCUGCUACGAUCCUGAACGCCCGUCUUGUCGCCGAGCCCGAAGCCACUGUCCGCCGCCGCAAAAUCUCAUCGCAGCCCGCUACCGAUGCUCUCCCCGCCCCUCAGAAGGGCCUUCCCCUCGGUACAUCAUUAGAGCUCGCCGCCCACCCCGGUACCCGCCACGCCAAGCGCAAGCCCAACCCCCUCGCAUGGAGCCCCGACCCAAGAGUCGCUCUCCUCGCGCGCAACAUUGAUGCGAUGGAGGACGAGCUCAGAUCCAACGGUGAAAGGGGCCUUGUUUGGCCCGAGAACGUCACCUACAAGCACUUUGUCGAGUUCAUGUUCUUCCCCACGCUCGUCUACGAGCUCGAGUACCCGCGUACCAACACGAUGCGCCCGCUCUACAUUCUCGAGAAGGUCCUCGCGACAUUCGGUACCUUCUCGCUCAUCUACACGGUCACCGAGCACUACAUCAUGCCCUACACGCCCAAGCCUGGCGACUCGCUCUUCCACGCCUUUGCUCAGCUCGCCCUGCCGAUGAUGGUCAACUUCCUGCUCAUCUUCUACAUCAUCUUCGAGUGUGUUUGCGCCGGCUUUGCCGAGCUCUCGUACUUUGCCGACCGCGAGUUCUACCAGGACUGGUGGAACUCGACUGGAUGGGACCAGUUCUCGCGCAAGUGGAACAAGCCUGUGCACACCUUCCUCCUCCGCCACGUCUACCAGUCGAGUAUGGCAGGUCUCGGCAUGUCGCGCUGGGGCGCCACGCUCUUCACGUUCCUGCUCUCGGCACUAUGCCACGAGCUAGUCAUGGCUGUCGUGUCCAAGAAGAUCCGCCCGUACUUGUUCCUCCUUCAGAUGGUCCAGCUUCCGCUCAUCGCCAUCAGCCGCAUCCCCGCCAUCAAGCGCAACAGAACAUGGGGCAACAUUGUGUUCUGGGCCGGCCUGAUGCUCGGUUUCCCAAUGCUCGAGAUCUGCUACCUUGUGUUCUGAUCUCGCGUCCGUCUCGACGUAGCCUCGUGUUCCGGCCCGACUCUUCCGCAUCGCGCUCGACGCAACCACUCGCAUUCCAUUGACAUUUUCAUUCCACUCGCAUGCCAUUAUAACACAUACAUUCUUCAUAUCCACAGUACCAACUGCCUGCCCAUUCGCGUGGGCUCGUUCUUGUCUCUCUCAAUCUCUCUCUAUGUGUUUCCUAGGUACUACGGGGGUGACCUGUUACCCUUUUGCAUGUGAUUCGAUACAGCUUG